GUAGAAAAAUCAAGGAGCCUAGAGGAUCCCAGGUGUAGGAACACUGUUAUAUUUGCUAACAAUCCGACAAAUCUGAAAAAUUAUUGCUCAAAUACUCGUUGAUCGAGUAAAAUGCUUUAGUAGUCAGAUGACCAUUAAUUUUAUUUUUAAAAACUAUAGCAUCCAGUUUCUUUAUACAGUCUGGCAACAGGUUAUAAAAAACUAUCCCAUAAUAGUUUGUGCCCUUCCUGAUGGUUUGGUGACGUCUAUGAGCUACUAAGAUUGUAUCCAUAUUUCUGGUUCUAUAACUGUGGACAUCACUGUUAGUCUUUAUAUACAUCAGAC
Messenger RNA from Acanthoscelides obtectus, 324 nucleotides. The record is from the annotation of a GenBank genome assembly. Lineage: Eukaryota; Metazoa; Arthropoda; Insecta; Coleoptera; Chrysomelidae.